CUUCGAUGUCUUCGACCAAACCAUACAAUCAAUGAAUGUCAAUCACGUUAUUCUUGUCGUUUUUGUCGUGGGCCUCAUUCAGCUGUAAUUUGUAAUCAAAGAGGUACUACCAAUCAAUCUCAAUUAAUUGACCAUUCAUCAUCAACCAUUAGUGCUGCUAAUCAGGGAAAAGCCAACUGGAUAAUCAAUAUAAUGGAUUUCGACACUCUUAUCAACGAACGUACUACUAUAAGACAAUGGGUAACACGAAAGUUUAACCAGGCCCAGUCUAAUUGUUUGGAAAAAACAGAAAAUAUGAAAGAAUUAGUGACGCAAAAAAUCUCACGUUUGUUCCAAAUUGACGAUGAAUUGGAUGGUCAUGGCUAUGUUCAAGAGGAAAUUGAAAGAUAUGGAACAAGUUGUGCACACUUGACAAAAUAUUUCAGUGGUGUAAACCACGUGGUCGCNCGCAGUAAAAUAGUCAAAAACACUAAUAGUCACUCUGGAUUAGUCAAAAUUCUGAUUAGUCGGCCUGCAUUAGUCAAAUUCUGA
Dermatophagoides pteronyssinus (European house dust mite) is the source of this 531-nucleotide messenger RNA. RefSeq lists its product as uncharacterized. Lineage: Eukaryota; Metazoa; Arthropoda; Arachnida; Sarcoptiformes; Pyroglyphidae. The record is from RefSeq and is a predicted model, not a curated record.